Dunckerocampus dactyliophorus (ringed pipefish) is the source of this 6562-nucleotide messenger RNA. It is a transcript of the gene rps6ka5, whose product is annotated as ribosomal protein S6 kinase, polypeptide 5. The record is from RefSeq and is a predicted model, not a curated record. Gene Ontology annotation, molecular function: ATP binding; protein serine/threonine kinase activity; magnesium ion binding. Gene Ontology annotation, biological process: intracellular signal transduction; protein phosphorylation; regulation of DNA-templated transcription. The transcript has 18 exons. Bases 208 to 2637 code for a protein of 809 amino acids. NCBI's taxonomy places the organism in Eukaryota, Metazoa, Chordata, Actinopteri, Syngnathiformes, Syngnathidae.
GGCCGCCUGGUUGCGAAGGUAGAGGCAAGUGUUUCCACUGACUGAAGCUGACAGCUUUACUAGUAAUAUUCUCCACGCAUACCUGUUAACUUUAGCUCGCAAAGCACAGGGCUAUCAUGUCAGCGCCGUAUUUAAUAAUGUCUCCACGUUAGCGGGGCCUCGUCGGGAGCCUUUGAGCUUAACUGCAGGACGCACGCAAUUGUUACAAUGCCAUCCCCGAUGGAGGGCUCGUCCAGAGGCGAGGGGGACCUCUUCACUGUGGUGAAACAUGAGCUGACAAACGCCAACCUGACGGGCCAUGUGGAGAGGGUGGGAAUUGAAAACUUUGAGCUUUUAAAGGUGCUGGGCACAGGAGCCUACGGCAAGGUGUUCCUGGUGAGGAAGGUGAGCGGCCACGACGCGGGCAAGCUGUACGCCAUGAAGGUCCUCAAGAAGGCCACCAUCGUGCAGAAGGCCAAGACCGCCGAGCACACGCGGUCUGAGCGGCAGGUGCUGGAGCACAUCCGCCAGUCUCCGUUCCUGGUCACGCUCCAUUACGCUUUCCAGACCGACACCAAGUUGCACCUCAUCCUCGAUUACGUCAACGGCGGCGAGCUCUUCACACACUUGGUGCAACGAGUACGCUUCAAGGAGCAGGAGGUGGCGCUGUACAGCGGCGAGAUUGUGCUGGCGCUGGAGCAUCUAAACAAGCUUGGGAUCGUGUACAGGGACUUGAAGCUGGAGAACAUUUUGCUGGAUUCAAACGGUCACAUUGUCCUCACAGACUUUGGCCUCAGUAAGGAAUUUGACCAGAAACAAGUGGAAAGAGCGUUUUCCGUGUGCGGGACCAUUGAGUACAUGGCGCCAGAAAUUGUGGAAGGAGAGUCUGGACAUGACAAGGCGGUGGACUGGUGGAGUCUGGGCGUCCUGAUGUACGAGCUCCUGACGGGUGGCUCGCCAUUUACCGUCGACGGAGACGAGAACGCCCCCACAGACAUCGCCAGGAGGAUCCUCAAAAAAGACCCUCCCUUCCCCAAAGACAUGUCGCCACUGGCCAAAGACAUCAUCCAGCGACUCCUCACCAAAGACCCAAAGAAGAGAUUAGGUUCCGGUCCAAACGGAGUAGAGAAUGUCAAGAAGCAUCCAUUUUACCAGAAAAUCAACUGGGAUGACCUGGCAGCCAAAAAGGUUCCCGCCCCGUUCAAGCCGGUGAUCCGGGACGAGCUGGAUGUCAGCAACUUUGCGGAAGAGUUCACAGAGAUGGACCCCACCUACUCUCCCGCCGCCCUGCCUCAGAACUGUGAUCGCAUCUUCCAGGGUUAUUCUUUCAUGGCCCCCUCCAUCCUGUUCAAGAGGAACGUGGUGAUGGACGACCCCGUCCAGCUGUGCGGUAGCUCGGAGCGUCCGGGCUCGGCUGCAGUUGCCCGCAGCGCCAUGAUGAAGGACUCUCCUUUCUACAUCAGCUAUGAGAUGGACCUGAAGGACAGUGCUCUCGGAGAGGGAAGCUUCUCCAUCUGCAGGCGCUGCACGCACAAGAAGACCGGGCAGAAAUACGCCGUCAAAAUAGUCAGCAAGAGGAUGGAGGCACAGACUCAGCGGGAAAUAGCGGCCCUGAAGCUCUGCGACGGCCACCCCAACAUCGUCAAGUUACACGAAAUCUACCACGACCAGCUCCACACGUACCUGGUUCUGGAGCUGCUCGGGGGAGGGGAGCUGCUGGAGCGCAUCCGCAGGAAGCAACACUUCAGCGAGACGGAAGCCAGCCGGAUCAUGCGCAAGCUGGUGUCGGCCGUCAGCCACAUGCACGACGUGGGCGUGGUGCACAGGGAUCUGAAACCUGAGAACCUGCUCUUCACCGACGAGAGCGAGAACUUGGAGAUCAAAAUCAUAGACUUCGGCUUCGCCCGCCUCAAACCGCCAGACAAUCAGCUCCUGAAGACCCCUUGCUUCACCUUGCAGUACGCCGCGCCAGAGAUACUCAAGUACGACGGCUACGACGAGUCCUGCGAUCUCUGGAGUCUGGGGGUCAUUCUGUACACCAUGCUGUCCGGCCAGGUGCCUUUCCAGUGUCAGGAGCAGAGCCUGACCCACACCAGCGCUGAGGAAAUCAUGAAGAAAAUCAAACAGGGCGAUUUCUCCUUUGAGGGCGAGGCCUGGAGGAACGUGUCGCAGCAGGCCAAAGACCUCAUCCAAGAGCUACUCACCGUAGACCCGAACAAGAGGAUCAAGAUGUGCGGCCUUCGCUACAACGCCUGGCUCCAGGACGACAGCCAGCUGUCUUCCAACCCGCUCAUGACCCCGGACAUCCUGGGCUCGUCAACCGCGUCUGUGCACACCUACGUCAAAGCCACCUUUAACGCGUUUAACAAAUGCAAACGGGAGGGCUUCCGCUUGCAGACAGUGGACAAGGCGCCGCUCGCCAAGCGGCGGAAGAUGAAGAAGACCAGCACCAGCACGGAGACGCGCAGCAGCUCCAGCGAGAGCACCCACUCCUCCCCCUCCUCCUCCUCCUCCUCCUCCUCCUCCUCCUCCUCCUCCUCCUCUUCCUCUGGGAGCCAGCCUCCAUUAGCUGAUGUGCCGCACUUGUGUUUGUUCCAAAAGAAAAUACCCUCCUCCUCCUCGUCACCUCUCUGUGUGGCUGGUUGCAAACUAGGAUAACGACCUAGCGUGGCAGCCAUAUUGGAAUGAUGGAGAUCCUUCCUAGCAAGGGGUUCUGUCCGUGGUGCUGAAAGGUCUCCGUUCCCCACCGGAGGGACUUCCUUCCCAUUUUAGCGUUUCAUCCGCUGCAGAAACUGUUGUUGCAAACGAGAAAACACAACCAAAAAAAAAGAGAAAAAGGCAACUCUGAAGGGACAGUACGGCCAAAUCCCCGCACAACGUUCCGGCUCGACGUUUUAGAAAUCUGUGAAGACCCCAAAGAACAUUUCAGUGCAGGUUGGCCACCUGCCAGCACGUUCUCAUGGGCAGGUCGUGGAACAGUCCUUGACUCCCUGCAAUAAGAUGGCGUGACGAUUUAGAGGAAACGGACAUGAAACAUGGACGACAAGUCGUCACAUUACAUCUUUAAAGGAAAAGUGCACAUCGUCCACUGGCCUCAUGUGAGACAUGAACACACGCAUUUCUCUUAUCUGUGCAUUCUAAAGUUACAAAAGCCGCUAAAAAGAGGCGGCUAGUUAAUGCACACAAUGACACACACCUAUUCGGCCUAGAAAGCCCCUGCUGUAAACAUCACCAAAAAACCUGCAGCAAGGUUUUAUGCUUUUCUAUCCAUGCUGUGGGCAUGCAGUAUAACUGGCACAUUCAUGAUGACACGCCAUCCUUAGUGUUGUGGUCAUUUGAAGCAUUAGCGGAACUUCCUUCCUGAGUGCACUGAUUUGACAUAGCAACAUAGAAGAAACGCUCCACCUAGCGUUAACUUUUCCAAACUCAAAAACAAAAACGCAGCUGCAAUAUGUAGCGUCACCUUUCGGCAUUGAUGAGUGAGUGAGUGUGCGGUGAAGCUCGCCACUACCCGUGUGGUGUGGCGAGGUGUCACUACGCCUGUGACGCAGUUCUUUGGCAUAACCAUGUUAAUAACAAUAAUAACAAUGUUGCUGUAGCUUGGUUAAUAUGCAGGCCACUUUAUGUAAUUGUAGCCUUGUUUUUUUCAUAAGGCUUUAUCGGUGCGCCACAUUCCGUGCGUUCCUAGCUGCCUCUUCUUAUCUUUAGUAGGGAUGUGCCGAUCAAUCGGCCACCGAUCAAUAUCUUCCCGACUGAGCCGUCUUUGUCCCGUACUGACACGAGAAUCCAAACUAGUCUGUAAAACCUCAUGGAUUCAGUUUGACAGCUUGACCCAGGCUACACCGAUCCAUGCUAACGUUAACGUUUAAUUGCUACCUUUUCGAACCUACACUUGGUUGUCUUGAACUAAAAAAGAAAUGAUUGAACGAUUUAUUUCCAAGACAUGCAGCCAAUGACAUUUGGUUUGGGUCAAAUAGUACAAAAAUCCUUUUACAAAAAUAAAAAGUGCACUUUUCCUUUGAAGUAGAGAUGCACAAUACCGUGCUUUUUCAAACCGAUACCAGUGACGUUCUGCGCCUCAAGACCGAUACGGUACCGAUAACCGAUGUUUUACAUCUGCUUUUUAAAAUUGAGAAUUAAGUGUAGUUUGUGAACACGUGGAGGUAAGAAGGACCGGAACAAAUGAGGUUUUGUUGAUUUGUCCUAAUAAAAUAUCAUGACACUAUCGCUACCACAUCACUCCUACCAGGACAGCCAGAGUAGAGCGGAGAGAGACACCUGCUGUGGCCCAGCAAGGUGCACUGUAUUCGGGCACAUGCUCCGAGCAGCCGGUGUGACGCCACGGCGGUCUCUGGCAAACCUUUUGCACUUUUCAAACGCUGCGGCGCCGGCGUUUCAGGUGGCUGAUAAUGUUUUUGUGAGCUCGAUUAAGGUUUUUUUCCGUUAUCGCAGAGCGUUUGGUGCAACCACGUCUUCAUCGGAAAGUGAAUGUUUGUUUGCACGUUACGACUGGCCGCCAACGUCACAGGCAGCUGAAAGAAGGAGUGCUUGAUUUGCUCCCGCGCGCAGUACAGAUCAUCUUGCCUCAUUGGAGCGUUUUUUAAAUGUAUUUUUAUCAGUUAUCUGAGCUAUUUUUAAUGUCAGUAGAUUUAUCGGUAUAACGCCAUAAUUCCCUCAUAUUGGUCCGAUAACUAUCGUGCACCCCUUCUUUAAAGCAUUACAGGUUAGUAUAUUUUUUCAACAUUCAUUAAAAAAAGAGGCUUUUGCAAGUAACACAAAAAAAUUGAGCGCUAAUUUUUGUAGCUAUUCUCCCGUGAGAACACGUUUGUGUGAGGCUGCCUGAUUUUCAUCAAUUCUGUUGAUUCCACGCAUCACAAAGUACUGUAGCAGUAAGUCCCUUUGCUCCUUCCUUCUACAAGCUUUAAAAAGGGAAACACUUUUCACUUGAACCCAUUUUAAUGCACGACUCAUCUUUCUUUGGUCCUUCACAUCGUCCACUGUGAUUGGUUGAGGCCUUUGCUCACAGGAAGAAGUACAUUACGUGCAUCGAGGCGCCUGUCUAACCCAAUUGUACCGACAGUACAGUAUAUUUAUUAACGUUUCGUUAGUUAUGCUGUAAACAACCAGAACAAAAACACACUGUACACCGCAAGAACCAGGCGUGGUGUUAUGGUGAGCGGCCGGUAGAUGGCAGCAUUGUGUCAACGUGUAAACGGCCUCCAAUUCUGUCCUUUUUCCCCCAUUUAAGUGACAAAACUACUGUAUUUAUUGUUGACUGAUGAAUUCACUGUCUGCAGUCUCCACCCCCUACAUGGCCAUUGCGUAACGUGGAAAUGUUUAUUUAAGAUUUCCAAGGUCCUUGGAAGUAUUUGUUUGUCAUGUUACAAUAAAAGGUUCCUUUAUGUUUACUAAAAGGUGCAUUUCACCAUCAUCUAUUUUGUGGAAUUAUUUUAUCAAGUGGUUAGUUGCAGGAAUAACAGUUUCACAAGCUAUCGUGAAGGCCAACAUGACGAGUUUAACGAUUCAUCCGUUAGAUUCUGCGGAUUCGAGACAUUAUUACAUAUAUUUUUAUAUCAUAUCUCCACAUUCUUUAUUUAUAUUCGUCGUUUUCCUAGCAGUAAAGGUAAUAAGAGUCAAUAAAAAUGAAUAUUCAUUUGUUUCCCAGCUUGCACCAAAACUGAACAGAAGAGGGCGUAGUUUAUCUGCAAAACAGCUUGACUCUUCAUGAUGAGCUUUAUAUCAAUCAUAACAAUGAUUUCAUCCAUAUUAAUACAUUUCAUAAUUGUUGUUGUAGAUUGGAUACACAAUAUUUUUGCUGAUCAAGAAUGCGCAUGCAUCUCCAUGCAAAUUUUAACUUCAAAAUUAUAUAGAGCAAUAAAAAUAUUAAUACAUUUAUUAAUUUGUAAAAUAAAAACAUUUGUGUGUUUUAGAUUUUCAAAAAAUCAUAAAAUUAAGUUGAAUUGUACUUGAAUGUUUUAUUUAUAUUAUCACUCUCCUUUUCUGAUUGGCUGGGAGAUGUCACAUGGUUCCACUGCCUUAUAAUGAGGUGUGUGGUGUCCCAUUUUGACAAUUUAUGUUACUUUGGCGUUGAUUGGAUUUGGAUUUUGACUUUUUGCCACACCCACACACACACACACACAUAGUGAAAAAAAGGCACCAUUUUACCUUUGCCCACACCCAAGGGGGCAGGGUAAGGAAGGCGGAAGUGAUAAGGGCUAGCCAUGCUAGUCUAAAUGCUAAAUGCUCAACUGCUGUGUUUCGCUGCCACGUUGUAAAUAAAAGCUGGCCUGAAGCAAGAGGAACGUUUCCUUCCUUCCUGAAGAGCAGUGCUCUAUUUCCCCUCCCAUCACUCCUCCUAUUAGUUUUUACCACUUCAUUCUCCAAAUCUCACAUUUUUGUUGCUUCAGUGUUGGCGUAAUAAAGGAAGUGGUUACAUUUUGGAGGUUUUAAGACAGAAGGAAAGAUGGUUUGUAUUUGUUUUUUGGCUUUGAUAGUGCACUUUUUCACUUUGCCGCUGUGUCCUUUUGGACAAUGGAGACGACGGAGGCUGCACUUCCACAAGUACUGGCAGCUCAGCUAAUUG